AUGCCGCCAUCUUGGACCGUUGUGGACCUCAGAGACGCCGCCAUCUUGGACCGUUGUGGACCUCAGAGACGCCGCCAUCUUGGACCGUUGUGGACCUCAGAGACGCCGCCAUCUUGGACCGUUGUGGACCUCAGAGACGCCGCCAUCUUGGACCGUUGUGGACCUCAGAGACGCCGCCAUCUUGGACCGUUGUGGACCUCAGAGAUGCCCCCAUCUUGGACCGUUGUGGACCUCAGAGACGCCGCCAUCUUGGACCGUUGUGGACCUCAGAGACGCCGCCAUCUUGGAUCGUUGUGGACCUCAGAGACGCCGCCAUCUUGGACCGUUGUGGACCUCAGAGACGCCGCCAUCUUGGACAGUUGUGGACCUCAGAGACGCCGCCAUCUUGGACCGUUGUGGACCUCAGAGACGCCGCCAUCUUGGAUUGUUGUGGACCUCAGAGACGCCGCCAUCUUGGAUCGUUGUGGACCUCAGAGAUGCCCCCAUCUUGGAUCGUUGUGGACCUCAGAGACGCCGCCAUCUUGGACCGUUGUGGACCUCAGAGACGCCGCCAUCUUGGACCGUUGUGGACCUCAGAGACGCCGCCAUCUUGGAUAG
This is a messenger RNA of Knipowitschia caucasica, 597 nucleotides long. NCBI's taxonomy places the organism in Eukaryota, Metazoa, Chordata, Actinopteri, Gobiiformes, Gobiidae. The record is from the annotation of a GenBank genome assembly.